UGUGUGCGUGCGUGCGUGCGUGCGUGUGCGUGUGUGCGUGUGUGUGUAUUUGUCUCCUGGGAACACAUUGGAAUUCUGACCUUUGAAAAAAGCAGCCCGUCUCCCUCCCUUCUCCACCUCCUCCCUCUUUUUCUCUCUCUUCAUUACAUCAGGUCUGACUAAUAAACAACACACUGUUUGGAGAGACCGCUCCCUUACUGUCACUGAAAAAACAUUGGUAUCCAUUGACAUGAAUGUGGGCUUGAGUUUGUGUGGGACAGAGAGUAGCAGUCCUCCCUGUAGCUCUGAGAUUGGAUCGAGAGAUGCCCUUAUUUGAACUAAUUUUCUCUCCUCUCCUCUUUGCACACACAAACUGUACACACAAAGUGUCUCUCACAUACCCUUCACUAUGGCUGCAAGUCAUUUAAACCGCUUUUGAACCUGAUGUUCCUGGUUCAGGAACACCAGGUUCAUAAGGGGGAGACGCAGGCCAGAGCUGCCGCUUUCAAGGAGCAGGACUCUAAUCCGGACGCUUAUAAAUAAUCCCGCUAUGCCCUCAGACAAACCAUCAAUCAGACAAAGUGUCAAUACAGGACUAAGAUUGAAUCCUACUACACCUGCUCUGACGCUCGUCGGAUGUGGCAGGGCUUGCAAACUAUUACGGACUACAAAGGGAAACCCAGCCACGAGCUGCCCAGUGACGCGAGCAUCAGCUGUUCCGGACGACUGUGUGAUCACGCUCUCCGUAGCCGAUGUGAGCAAGACAUUUUAACAAGUCAACAUUCACAAGGUCGCGGGGGUAGGCGGAUUACCAGGACAUGUACUCAGAGCAUGCGCUAACCAACUGGCAAGUUUCUUCACUGAUAUUUUCAACCUCUCCCUGAAUGAGUCUGUAGUACCUACAUGUUUCAAGCAGACCACCAUAGUCCCUGUGCCCAAGAAUGCGAAGGUAACCUGCCUAAAUGACUACCACCCGUAGCACUUACAGUGCCUUGCGAAAGUAUUCGGCCCCCUUGAACUUUGCGACCUUUUGCCACAUUUCAGGCUUCAAACAUAAAGAUAUAAAACUGUAUUUUUUUGUGAAGAAUCAACAACAAGUGGGGCACAAUCAUGAAGUGGAAUGACAUUUAUUGGAUAUUUCAAACUUUUUUAACAAAUCAAAAACUGAAGAAUUGGGCGUGCAAAAUGCGUCUCUCACAUGGGUAGGCAGACCAUUCCAUAAAAAUGGAGCUCUAUAGGAGAAAGCCCUGCCUCCAGCAUUUUGCUUAGAAAUUCUAAGGACAAUUAGGAGGCCUGCGUCUUGUGACCGUAGCGUACGUGUAGGUAUGUAUGGCAGGACCAAAUCAGAGAGAUAGGUAGGAGCAAGCCCAUGUGAUACAUUGUAGAUUAGCAGUAAAACCUUGAAAUCAGCCCUUGCCUUAACAGGAAGCCAGUGUAGGGAGGCUAGCACUGGAGUAAUAUGAUCAAAUUGUUUGGUUCUAGUCAGGAUUCUAGCAGCCGUAUUUAGCACUAACUGAAGUUUAUUUAGUGCUUUAUCUGGUAGCCGGAAAGUAGAGCAUUGCAGUAGUCUAACCUAGAAGUAACAAAAGCAUGGAUACAUUUUUCUGGUCAGAAAGUUUCUGAUUUUUGCAAUGUUACGUAGAUGGAAAAAAGCUGUCCUUGAAACAGUCUUGAUAUGUUCGUAAAAGAGAGAUCAGGGUCCAGAGUAACGCCGAGGUCCUUCACAGUUUUAUUUGAGACGACUGUACAACCAUUAAGAUUAAUUGUCAGAUUCAACAGAAGAUCUCUUUGUUUCUUGGGACCUAGAACAAGCAUCUCUGUUUUGUCCGAAUUUAAAAGUAGAAAGUUUGCAGCCAUCCACUUCCUUAUGUCUGAAACACAGACUUCUUGCGAUGGCAAUUUUGGGGCUUCACCAUGUUUCAUUGAAAUGUGCAGCUGUGUGUCAUCCGCAUAGCAGUGAAAGUUAACAUUAUGUUUUCGAAUGACAUCCACAAGAGGUCUAAUAUAUAGUGAAAACAAUAGUGGUGAAUUUGUCAGAGGACAUACCAUUCACAGAGACAAACUGCUAUCUUUCCGACAGAUAAAAUCUAAACCAGGCCAGAACUUGUCCGUGUAGACCAAUUUGGGUUUCCUAUCUCUCCAAAAGAAUGUGGUGAUCGAUGGUAUCAAAAGCAGCACUAAGGUCUAGGAGCACGAGGACAGAUGCAGAGCCUCGGGCUGAUGCCAUUAAAAGCAACAUGGCCAGUGCCCUGGCCAAUGCGAUUUGUGAGCGCUGUAAGAGUGGCUUUGCCCCGGCUGAGAAGAUCGUCAACAGCAACGGGGAGCUGUACCAUGAGGGGUGCUUCGUCUGUGCUCAGUGCUUCCAACAGUUCCCCGAAGGUCUCUUCUAUGAGUUUGAGGGCAGGAAGUACUGCGAGCAUGACUUCCAGAUGCUGUUUGCUCCCUGCUGCCACCAGUGUGGGGAGUUUAUCAUUGGUCGUGUGAUCAAGGCGAUGAACAACAGCUGGCACCCUGACUGUUUCUGCUGUGACCUCUGCCAGGCCGUGCUUGCUGACGUGGGCUUCGUCAAAAACGCCGGCAGACACCUGUGUCGUCCGUGUCAUAACCGUGAGAAGGCCCGUGGUCUGGGGAAGUACAUCUGUCAGAAGUGCCACGCCAUCAUCGAGGAGCAGCCGCUGCUGUUCAAGAACGACCCCUACCAUCCGGACCACUUCAACUGCAACAACUGCGGUAAGGAACUGACGGCUGAUGCCCGGGAGCUGAAGGGAGAGCUGUACUGCCUGCCCUGCCAUGACAAGAUGGGCGUUCCCAUAUGUGGAGCCUGCAGGAGACCCAUCGAGGGCCGCGUGGUCAAUGCCAUGGGCAAGCAGUGGCAUGUCGAGCAUUUUGUGUGUGCUAAGUGUGAGAAGCCCUUCCUGGGCCAUCGCCACUACGAACGCAAAGGACUGGCCUACUGUGAGACUCACUACAACCAGCUCUUUGGAGAUGUCUGCUACCACUGCAACCGUGUCAUUGAGGGUGAUGUGGUAUCAGCCCUGAACAAGGCAUGGUGUGUCAACUGCUUUGCCUGUUCCACCUGCAACACCAAGCUCACCCUCAAGAAUAAGUUUGUAGACGUGGAUCUGAAGCCUGUGUGUAAGCACUGCUACGAGCGCCUGCCAGACGACAUGAAGCGACGUCUUGCCAAACGAGAAAAAGAAAAGAAGAAGAAAGUGCCCAUGUGUCUAUAAACCUCUUUCCUUCCUUUUUCCUCACUUCCACUUUCCAUUCAUUGGAACAAGUUUGUGGAGUUUGACAUGAAGCCGGUGUGUAAGAAGUGUUACGAGAAGUUUCCUCUGGAGCUCAAGAAGAGGCUCAAGAAGCUGGCAGAGACCGUGGGCCGGAAGUAGACAGACAGACAUGCUAGAACAGACAAAAGUGAUAUCAGAGUGUUUGAGCAAGCACAUGACCUUUGUUCUUGGUGUAAAUUUAGGGGUUAAAACCACUCUACCCAACCCCUCAUUGGUUGAUGAAAAUCAGAUUUGCAAUAUCCUUCCGUCCUUUCAUGCCUGGUUAAAUAGUGACAACCCAUGAGCAGAGAGAGAGAGACUACACAAGAAAGGAUCAUCCCCAAAUCAGUGCCUUUGUCUGAAUACAUAUUCAUAUUAUAUUCAUAUAUAUCCUUGAUAUCAACUUCUCAUAUAUUUCAUAAUUCUUUUAGCUUAAAAUGUCCCUUCAUAACCCAACUUGUAUAUUUAAGUAUGCAUCAAUGGUCCUGGUAUUUUGUCAGAUGAAUAAAGAGUAUUGAUAAGGUUGUUUCUGCCUUAGCCAACUACUUUAUCAAUGUCAUGCCCUACAAGUAGAAACAGACAGACACCUGGGCUAUGUUACUGAUGCUACACAUAAUCACAUUACUGUGCAGCAGAACUGGAUCGAAUAUAAAUAUAUAUAUAUAGAUAUAUGCAGUACCAGUCAAAAGUUUGGCCACAACUUUCAUUCAAAGAUGUUCCUUUAUUUUUACUAUUUUCCACAUUGUAGAAUAAUAGUGAAACAUCACAACUAUGAAAUAACACGUAUGGAGUCAUGUAGUAGCCAAAAAAGUGUUAAACAAAUGAAAAUAUAUUUCAGAUUUUAUAUUCUUCAAAGUAGCCAUCCUUUGCCUUGAUGACAGCUUUGCAUACUCUUGGCAUUCUCUCAACCAGCUUCCCCUGGAAUGAUUUUCCAACAGUCUUGAAGGAGUUCCCACCUAUGCUGAACACUUGUUGGCUGCUUUUCCUUUACUCUGCGGUCCAACUUAUCCCAAACCAUCUCAAUUGGUUUGAGGUCGGGUGAUUGUGGAGAGCAGGUCAUCUGAUGCAGCACUCAUCACUCUCCUUCUUGGUCAAAUAGCCCUUACACCGCCUGGAGGUGUGUUGGGUCAUUGUCCUGUUAAAAACAAAUGAUAGUCCCACUAAGUGCAAACAGAUGGGAUGGCGUAAAGCUGCAGAAUGCUGUGGUAGCCAUGCUGGUUAAGUAUGCCUAAAAUUCUAAAUAAAUCACUGACAGUGUCACCAGCAAAGCACCCCCACAACAUCACACUUCCUCCUCCAUGCUUCAUGGUGGUAACCACACAUGCAGAGAUCAUCCGUUCACCAACUCUGUCUCACAAAGAGAAUGGCGGUUGGAACAAAAAUACCAAAUUUGGGCUCAUCAGACCAAAGAACAUAUUUCCAUCAUUCUAAUGUCCAUUGCUCGUGUUUCUUGGCCCAAGCAAGUCUCUUCUUAUUAUUGGUGUCCUUUAGUAGUGGAUUAUUUUGCAGCAAUUCGACCAUGAAGGCCUGAUUCAUGCGGUUUCCUCUGAACAGUUGAUGUUGAGAUGUGUCUGUUACUUGAACUUUUAUUUGGGCUGCAAUUUCUGAGGCUGGUAACUCUAAUGAACUUAUCCCCAGCAGCAGAGGUGGCUCUGGGUCUUCCUUUCCUGUGGCGGUCCUCAUGAGAGCUAGUUUCAUCAUAGAGCUUGAUGGUUUUUGAAAUUUUCCGAAUUGACUGACCUUCACGUCUUAAAGUAAUGAUGGAGUGUUGUUUCUCUUUGCUUAUUUGAACUGUUCUUGCCAUAAUAUGGACUUGGUAUUUUACCAAAUAGGGCUGUCUUCUGUAUACCAUCCAUACCUUGUCACAAACCCAACUGAUUGGCUCAAAUGCAUUAAGAAGAAAAUAAAUUCCACAAAUGAACUUUUAACAAGGCAUACCUGUUAAUUAAUUGAAGUACAUUCCAGGUGACUACCUCAUGGAGCUGGUUGAGAGAAUGCCAAGAGUGUGCAAAGCUGUCAUCAAGGCAUAGGGUGUCUAAAUUUAAGAAGGAUGGAGGCCACUCUGUUCUUGGGGACCUUCAAUGCUGCAGAAAUGUUUUGGUACCCUUCCCCAGAUCUGUGCUUAGACACAAUCCCUUGGUUUUUGCUCUGACGUGCGCUGUCAACUGUGGGAACAUAUAUAGACAGGUGUGUGCCUUUCCAAAUCAUGUCCAAUCAAGUUAAUUUACCACAGGUGGACUCCAAUUUAGUUGUAGAAACAUCAAGAAUGAUUGAUGGAAACAGGAUGCCCUGAGCUCAAUUUCGAGUGUCAUAGCAAAGGGUCUGAAUACUUAUUUAAAUAAGCUAUUUCUGGGGGGUUGUAAUACAUGUGCAAACAUUUCUAAAAACCUGUUAUUGCUUUCCAUAAUGGGGUGUAGAUUGAUGAGGAAAACAUUUUUUAAAAUCCAUUUUAGAAUAAGUCUGUCACGUAAGUCUGAAUACUUUCAGAACGCACUGUAUGUAUGCAUGUAUGUAUGUAUGUAUAUACACACAUAUACAUCUAUUUCAAAUACUUGAAGAUCGCUUGAUUUGGCUUGCUUAUUAUAAUGGAACCAUUGGAAUUGUGCCAAAUUUGCAAACUCUGCCCACCCUGUAUACCAGUAAGCUAAAUCAAGAGCAUGUCAAGUACUUGAAGUAUCUGAUGUUUGAACAGUACUAUUUGACCCAGAUCGGCUGGGAAGCUUAUUGAGAAAGUAGCCUCCAUCCCAGCAGUUCAGGUCAUAUAGAAACAAGAGUCAUAUUUGUACAAGAGGAUUGUGUACAUUUUUCAGGAUGUAUUGAAAUAUUAUCUACAGAUAAUACUGAAUGAGGUGACACGUGUAUGCAUAUCUCAUGUAGAGAUGUUUGGGCAUCCAUGUCACGGGCAUCGUAAGAAGCAAGCAGACCAAGGUGCUGCCUGGUGAGCGUACAUAUUCCUCUUUAUUAGAAAUGUUGCCAACAAUACAAAACGACCGUGAAGCUUAACAGGGCUAUGAAUGCCUCUAACAAAGUUAACCACCCACACUGAAGGAGGGAAAGGGCUACCUAAGUAUGAUUCCCAAUCAGAGACAACCGAUAGACAGCUUUCCCUGAUUGAGAACCAUACCCGGCCAAAACAUAGAAAUAAAGAAACAUAGAAAACAAAACAUAGAAUGCCCACCCCACAUCACACCCUGACCUAACCAAAUAGAGAAAUAAAACAUCUCUCUAAGGUCAGGGCGUGACAGUCCACAACAUUGUACAUGGUGUUAUAUUUAUAUGAAUGUACAAUUUUCAUAUAAAUAUGUAAGGUCUGUUGUCACUGAAGGGCGUUUUUUACUGUUCACUGUCAACUGUUGGAUGACAGACGUUUUUGUGUUUUUCACAAUCAAUAUGCUCAGAAUAAACAUUAAUACACUUUUAUAUAAUAGUAAUGGAAUCAAACAAUAUCUGCCAAAAAUGUUCUUCAUACUUUACAUGUCAUGCAUUAUUUUGUCUUUUGAAAUGGAGAAAAAAAAAUUGCAGAGACAAACAAUUCUGUUGAUAUAUGGAUUUUCUUGUAACUACAAUGUCCAUUUUUCCUUUUCCUAUUGGUGCGUAUUAAAGUGGAUUUAUGAGUACGGUAA
Molecule: messenger RNA, 6871 nt
Organism: Oncorhynchus keta (chum salmon)
Lineage: Eukaryota; Metazoa; Chordata; Actinopteri; Salmoniformes; Salmonidae
Product: LIM and senescent cell antigen-like-containing domain protein 1
Exons: 11
Coding region: 2139-3209 (356 amino acids)
Biological process (GO): cell-cell adhesion; positive regulation of substrate adhesion-dependent cell spreading; positive regulation of integrin-mediated signaling pathway
Cellular component (GO): cytoplasm; cell-cell junction; focal adhesion
Source: RefSeq, a predicted model, not a curated record